GCGCACUCGUGGGAGGAAGUGUUUGCGGCCGCAGCUCCUGCCUGUCUCUUGGUUACUUCAGUCCGGUAGCCGAGCCGUCGCCUCUUAGCUGGGUCGCCGUUAUGGGAGUCCCAGCAUUCUUUCGCUGGCUCAGCCGCAAGUACCCGUCUAUCAUUGUUAACUGCGUGGAAGAGAAGCCAAAAGAAUGCAAUGGUGUAAAGAUUCCUGUUGAUGCCAGUAAACCUAAUCCAAAUGAUGUGGAGUUUGAUAAUCUAUAUUUGGAUAUGAAUGGAAUCAUCCAUCCCUGUACUCAUCCUGAAGACAAACCAGCACCAAAAAAUGAAGAUGAAAUGAUGGUUGCAAUUUUUGAGUACAUUGACAGACUUUUCAAUAUUGUAAGACCAAGACGACUUCUCUACAUGGCAAUAGAUGGAGUGGCGCCACGUGCUAAAAUGAAUCAACAGCGUUCUAGGAGGUUCAGAGCAUCAAAAGAAGGAAUGGAAGCAGCAGUAGAGAAGCAGCGAGUCAGGGAAGAAAUACUGGCAAAAGGUGGCUUUCUUCCUCCUGAAGAGAUAAAAGAAAGAUUUGAUAGCAACUGUAUUACACCAGGAACUGAGUUCAUGGACAAUCUUGCUAAAUGUCUUCGCUAUUACAUAGCUGAUCGCUUAAAUAAUGACCCUGGGUGGAAAAAUUUGACAGUUAUUUUAUCUGAUGCCAGUGCUCCUGGUGAAGGAGAACAUAAAAUCAUGGAUUACAUUAGAAGACAAAGAGCCCAGCCUAACCAUGACCCAAACACACAUCAUUGCUUAUGUGGAGCAGAUGCUGAUCUCAUCAUGCUUGGCCUUGCUACACACGAACCCAACUUUACCAUUAUUAGAGAAGAAUUCAAACCAAACAAACCCAAACCAUGUGGUCUUUGUAAUCAGUUUGGACAUGAGGUCAAGGACUGUGAAGGUUUGCCAAGAGAAAAGAUGGGAAAGCACGAUGAACUUGCAGAUAGUCUUCCCUGCACAGAGGGAGAGUUUAUCUUCCUUCGUCUUAAUGUUCUUCGUGAGUAUUUGGAAAGAGAGCUCACCAUGGCCAGCCUACCAUUCACAUUUGAUGUUGAACGGAGCAUUGAUGACUGGGUCUUCAUGUGCUUCUUUGUAGGAAAUGACUUUCUUCCUCACCUACCGUCAUUAGAGAUUAGGGAAGGUGCGAUUGACCGUUUGGUUAACAUAUACAAAAAUGUGGUACACAAAACUGGGGACAGUUUUAGAAGACGACAGAAAGAAAAAAGAAAGAGAAUGAAGAGAGAUCAACCAGCUUUUACUCCUGGUGGAAUAUUAACCCCCCAUGCCUUGAGUUCAAGAAAUUCACCAGUUUCGCAAGUAGCCAGUAAUGUGAGACAAGCAGCCUAUGAAAUGAGGAUGCAGAAUAACUCUAGUCCUUCAGUAUCUCCUAAUACAAGUUUCACUUCUGAUGGUUCCCCGUCUCCGUUAGGAGGAAUUAAACGAAAAGCAGAUGACAGCGACAGUGAACCUGAGCCGGAGGAUAACGUCAGGCUAUGGGAAGCUGGUUGGAAGCAGCGGUACUACAAGAACAAAUUUGAUGUUGAUGCAGCUGAUGAAAAAUUUCGUCGUAAAGUUGUACAGUCUUAUGUUGAAGGGCUCUGCUGGGUUCUUCGAUAUUAUUACCAGGGCUGUGCUUCCUGGAAGUGGUAUUAUCCAUUCCAUUAUGCACCAUUUGCUUCAGACUUUGAAGGUAUUGCAGACAUGUCUUCUGAUUUUGAGAAGGGCACUAAACCAUUUAAACCAUUGGAACAACUUAUGGGAGUUUUUCCAGCUGCAAGUGGUAACUUUCUACCUCCAUCAUGGCGGAAGCUCAUGAGUGAUCCAGAUUCUAGUAUAAUUGACUUCUACCCUGAAGAUUUUGCUAUUGAUUUGAAUGGGAAGAAAUAUGCAUGGCAAGGUGUUGCUCUGUUGCCAUUUGUGGAUGAGCGAAGGCUACGAGCUGCCCUAGAAGAAGUAUACCCAGACCUAACUUCAGAAGAGACUAAAAGAAACAGUCUUGGAAGUGAUGUUUUAUUUGUUGGGAAAUAUCACCCACUCUAUGACUUCAUUGUAGAACUAUACCAGACAGGCUCCACAGAGCCAGUGGAUUUACCACCUGAACUAUGUCAUGGUAUUCAAGGAAAGUUUUCUUUGGAUGAAGAAGCCAUUCUUCCAGAUCAAAUAGUGUGUUCUCCUGUUCCCAUGUUACGGGAUCUGACACAGAACACUGCAGUCGGUAUUAACUUUAAAGACCCACAGUUUGCUGAAGAUUACAUUUUUAAAGCUGCAAUUCUUCCAGGAGCAAGAAAACCAGCACCAGUACUGAAACCUAGUGACUGGGAAAAAUCCAGCAAUGGACGGCAGUGGAAACCCCAGCUGGGCUUUAAUCGGGACCGGCGGCCUGUCCACCUGGAUCAGGCAGCAUUCAGGACUUUGGGCCAUGUUAUGCCAAGAGGCUCAGGAACUGGUGUUUAUAGCAAUACUGCGCCACCACCCAUGACUUACCAGGGUAACAUAUAUAGGCCGCUGUUGAGAGGACAAGCCCAGAUUCCAAAACUUAUGUCAAAUAUGAGGCCCCAGGAUUCCUGGCGAGGGCCUCCUCCCCUUUUCCAGCAACAAAGAUUCGACAGAAGUGUUGGUGCUGAACCCCUGCUGCCAUGGAACCGGAUGCUUCAAAACCAAAAUGCAGCCUUCCAGCCAAAUCAGUACCAGAUGCUAGCUGGGCCUGGCGGCUAUCCACCCAGACGUGAUGAUCGUGGAGGAAGACAGGGAUAUCCCAGAGAAGGAAGGAAAUACCCUCUGCCACCACCCUCAGGAAGAUACAGUUGGAAUUAGGCUUUUGUAAAGCUUUUACCAAAUUCUUUCAUCAUUCUACAGUUUUAUGCUAUUUGUGGAAAGAUUUCUUUCUCAAGUAGUAGUUUUUAAGAAAACUACAGUACUUUGUGUAUUUCUUUUAACUGUAUAUUUCUACUGAUCUGAUCUCACUGUUUUAUGUUGCUCUCCAAAGAUGUGUGUUGCAUAAUACAGUGGGUCUGAAUUUAUUAGUGCUUGUAAAACACUUUGAUAGAAUAGGAAUACUGGUUUUUCAUUAUGGUUAAAAAUCAAGCCAGCUGUGGAUUUAAAAACACAGUGUAUUCUAGAUCAUCUAUGAUCCAUGCUGAUUUUUAAUGCACAAGAAUUAGGUAUGAACUCUUGAGCUGGAACCCUCAGCCAACUAGAGUAUAUAUUGUUCAGUAUUUCUUUGGAAACAUUUCAUUACUUGUACUUGUCUUACAGAAAUUUCUGGACUUUAGUAAAAAAAAAAAAAAAAAAAACAACUUUGGUCUCUUGUGUUCUUAUUGUUUUAUAGUAUUUCAACUUUGAAAAUCUUGGCUAAGUAUGGAAGUUUUUUUAAAUAUUUUUCAGAAAACAUUUCAUUUCUACAAUUAGAUGUCAAAAGGAAAUCAGUGAAGAAGAGAUGUUAGGAUGAUAUGCUCAGCAAGACCACCCAACCAACCUAUACAUUAGUGUGUCUGUCAGCUACUGAUUUGACUAACUAUAAAAUCUUUAUGAGACUAAAUUGUUUACAUUUUACAAAUUUCAUGUAGACUCCUAUACCAGUUUUAAGGACUUUUUAAAACUUUUAAGAAAUGUUGAAAAGUGAAAUUCAUAGGUAAAUAGUCUAUGCUCCUUAGCGUGUGUGUGUGUGUGUGUUACUUCAUAAUAGAUUCCAAUCUGUACUCAUUUUUUUCCCCUUGCUACUAAGCACACUAUAAUUCCUUAAAUUUAUGGUUGGAGUUCACACACAGCACUUCCAUAUGUGUUUUCAUUUGAUCACCACAACAAAUUUAGAUAUAUUACAAAGACUUGCUGUCUUGUUUUUUCUUUCCAUUGUAGCCUAAGAUUGUUAAAAUAAGAUUUCUCUUUGACCUUCUGACAUAGUACAUUUUUGCUUUAAUAUUAGACUGCAUCACACCUGUUAAUUUUAUUCUCUGUGGGGGUGGGGGAGAAAUCUCACCUGAAUCUUAAGAGAAGUAUGCAUAUUUUAAACCUAUUGAGUUCAUUGUUGUUGAUGGGUAAAUAGAGCAGGGUCCUUUAUUGUUGAGACAGCCUCUCCAUUGGGAAUUAACACAACCAUUUUGUGUUACUUUCACAAUACAUUAAAAUGAUAAUG
Phyllostomus discolor (pale spear-nosed bat) is the source of this 4164-nucleotide messenger RNA. RefSeq names its product 5'-3' exoribonuclease 2 (gene XRN2). The record is from RefSeq and is a predicted model, not a curated record. Gene Ontology annotation, biological process: nuclear-transcribed mRNA catabolic process. Lineage: Eukaryota; Metazoa; Chordata; Mammalia; Chiroptera; Phyllostomidae. Gene Ontology annotation, cellular component: nucleus. The transcript is spliced from 29 exons. Gene Ontology annotation, molecular function: RNA binding; 5'-3' RNA exonuclease activity. Bases 102 to 2846 code for a protein of 914 amino acids.